UCUCAAACCCACCGGCCACUGCGGUUAUCGACAGCACCAGGUCCUCCACGAAUCGAGUCGCCGCGAGCAGAGGUCAUGGCGGAUUCGGCCGCGCCCCGUCCAACCGUCCUCGUCACCGGCGCCGGCGGCCGCACAGGCCAUAUUGUGUACAACAAGCUGAAAGAGAGAUCCGAGCAAUUUAUCGCGAGGGGCCUAGUGAGGACAGAGGAGAGCAAACAGAAAAUUGGGGGAGCAGAUGAUGUUUACAUUGCUGAUAUAAGGGAUGCAGAUCAUCUAGUGCCUGCUGUUCAGGGUGCUGAUGCUCUCAUAAUCCUCACAAGUGCCGUCCCGAAGAUGAAACCGGGUUUCGACCCUAGCAAAGGUGGGAGACCUGAGUUCUACUAUGAAGAUGGAAUGUACCCUGAGCAGGUGGAUUGGAUUGGCCAAAAGAAUCAGAUUGAUGCUGCCAAAGCUGCUGGAGUUAAGCAUAUAGUGUUGGUGGGAUCCAUGGGAGGAACAAAUCCUAACCAUCCAUUGAACAGUCUUGGUAAUGGCAACAUACUGGUAUGGAAGCGCAAGGCUGAACAGUAUUUGGCAGACAGUGGGGUCCCUUAUACAAUUAUAAGGCCUGGAGGUUUGCAAGAUAAAGAUGGAGGAGUGAGGGAGUUAGUUGUCGGAAAAGAUGAUGAACUUCUCCAGACUGACACAAAGUCUAUUCCUAGAGCUGAUGUGGCUGAAGUUUGUGUUCAGGCUCUGCAGUAUGAAGAGGCAAAGUUCAAGGCGUUUGAUUUGGCUUCAAAGCCUGAAGGUGUGGGCACACCAACGAAGGACUUUCGGGCGCUGUUCUCCCAGAUCAUGGCUCGGUUUUGACCGAUCCGCUAAGAAUCCUAAGGUCUACACACCGUUGGUUUCCAUGGUGUUGCAUUCCAUUGCUUGUGGACUUGUACUAGAUAUAUAAAACUAAGUAGCUUGUGUAAUGGGGAGCUGUAAUUUGGUGUGAAUCCAAGUGUGAUUGCAAAAUCGCAUUGUCAAACUACUGAAAGGAAUCGGUGCCUUAUUGUAAGAUCCUUUUUCUUUCGAUAAAGUAAUCCGUGCCUUAUUCUAAGA
This is a messenger RNA of Setaria italica (foxtail millet), 1086 nucleotides long. RefSeq lists its product as uncharacterized. The record is from RefSeq and is a predicted model, not a curated record. Gene Ontology annotation, cellular component: chloroplast. The coding region runs from base 76 to 849 and encodes 257 amino acids. Gene Ontology annotation, molecular function: oxidoreductase activity. The transcript is spliced from 7 exons. Lineage: Eukaryota; Viridiplantae; Streptophyta; Magnoliopsida; Poales; Poaceae.